Messenger RNA from Nerophis lumbriciformis (worm pipefish), 990 nucleotides. The record is from RefSeq and is a predicted model, not a curated record. Lineage: Eukaryota; Metazoa; Chordata; Actinopteri; Syngnathiformes; Syngnathidae.
AUGAACUUGAAGCUGCUGCUGCUGCUUACUUUGUGUGCGGUGCCUAAAUGCAACGUCCACGCUUGCCCACAUAAGUGCUCCUGCUCUGGCAGUAAGGUGGAGUGCGCAGACGUCUCGACCAUGACGUCAUUCCCUGUUGACGGUUUACCACCCGACACAACUGUGUUGUCCAUCUGGUCUACCCAGAUUUCCUCUAUUGAAGCAAGUCAUUUAAAUGCUGUGCCCUUUUUGAACAGGCUUCAACUGUACGCAAACAAAUUGGACAAACUUCCUUCAAAUCUACUGCAGAACGCUUCCCGGCUAAACUCAUUGGACCUCACUGGAAAUGAGCUUGGACAUCUUCCUCCAGGAGUCUUCAACCAGAAGUCACUCCGAAACCUAGUCCUCAAAAAUAAUCACAUUGAACAAGCAGACGCAGGGUGGUUUGCUAAUAACAACAGCUUAAUCUGGUUGGACUUGUCCGGGAAUCGGUUAUCAGAUAUCCCAACAGCUUUGCUUCAGAAGCUAAAACAUCUGGAACAUCUGGACUUAAGUGACAACAACCUGCAAGAUCUGCAACCAGAUGCCCUGAAGAACCUGCACCAUCUGGACAUUCUUAACCUCGCCAGGAACAAACUCACCACUCUUCCUCCAACAGCCUUCAGUCACAACCCGAACCUCUUACGUCUGUUUCUACAGGAAAAUCUUCUUAGAGAGCUUCCACCAUCCCUUUUCUCAGGUCUGCAGCGUCUUCAGAUGCUUCUUCUCAACCAGAACCGGCUCCAGCAUAUCCCCGAGGGCCUGCUAGAUGGCAGGAAUUCUUCUUUCCAGUUGAUCCUAGCAACAAACCCAUGGCUCUGUGAUGGGAAAAUACAGUAUCUGUGGAGGUGGCUUAAUGAGCAUACACAGAAUGUCUUUUAUUUGGAGGAGGUGACAUGCAACAGACCCGAAGAGCUCAAAGACAGACAAGUUGUGUCUUUAACUGAAAGUGAACUUGGUCUGGUCAGAUGA